AGGGCCAAGGCAGGCGGCCAGAGGAGGCCAGGGGAGUUCCGGUGCCAGGCAAGAAGGUGGGGAUUUAAGUUCUGGGUGGGGCGCGGGUCCCACAACUGCUCGGAAUUUGCCUCCUGGCUCCGCUCUGGAAGCUAAGAAGGGGCACAAGAAGUGGAGAGAGGGAACCUGAGAGCAGGGAAGCCAGUAGCCGGCGGGAGGAGCGCGCUGUCGCUCGGAUCGGAAGGAGCCGGUGCAGCCCGGACCCGCGUGCGGCAGGGUCAGCGAGGCCCCUGCGGUGCUUCGCCUGCGCCUUCUCCUCCGCAGUCACCGGCCCUCUGGGCCUCCCACAGGAAUCAAAGAUCAGCUCCCACUGAGGACAAAUGGACCUGUAAUUCCGGGUGUGACGAGAGAACGGGAUUUACCUUCCUGAAUUAAAAAGCAGGUCAUUAAACUUUGGCCCUGACUUUUCUUUGUGAGAAGGUACAGAGAUGGAAACCUUACAAUCCGAGACUAAAAAGAGGGUCCUUCCCUCAUGGCUGACAGCCCAGGUGGCUACCAAGAAUGUGGCACCAGCGAAGGCCCCCAAGAGGAUGAGAAUGGCAGCAGUGCCGGUGGCAACAGCAAGGUGCGACAACCCUGGUCAGAUGACUCCUGCGAAUCUGGCGAGUGGAGCAGGGACCUCCACGACCUGGGCCAGGUCUUCCAGCGUAGGCAGAACAGCAAGAUGGACUCCCUGCGACGAGGACUGUGUACUGCAUGAAUGAGGCCGAGAUAGUCGAUGUUGCUCUGGGAAUCCUAAUUGAGAGCCGCAAAAAGGAAAAGGCCUGCGAGCAGCCGGCCCUGGUGGGUGCUGAUAACCCAGAGCUCUCCGCUCCCUGCUCUGUGUCGCCUCACACAAGUUCUGGGAGCAGCAGUGAGGAAGAGGACAGUGGGAAAGAGGCACUGGCUGCAGGCCUCAGCCCUUCCCAGAGGCCAGGGGAUUCCAACUCUGCCUGCAGCAGGAGCCCCGAGGAGGAGGAGGAGGAGGAAGAGGAUGUGUUGAAAUACGUCCGGGAGAUCUUUUUCAGCUAGGGCAUAAACUGUGCACUCAACUUUCUGCUGAGAGCAGCUGGAGGACAGCUGAGCUUCCAUUGGCGCUGCUGGACCACCCGCCUGUGGGAAUGGGGUUCUCUGUGCUCCUACCUUUGUGCCUCCUUGGGCCUGGCAGAUUCACCUCAGGCCAGAAGUCCCAGGACGCUUCAGGCCUUGGGGCUGCCAUUCUGAGUGUGUGGAAGGCAGGACUCAAAACAAGAUCCCAUUUGAAUCCUGCUGUAUGUACUGCAUCCUCUCCCAGCUCUGAGGCUCUGGAAUGCCAACUGUCUGUGUUAGUCAGUCACCAGGUUCCAGGGAAAAUGAUGUCAUUUGGUGGUCCAACUUACUGGAACCAAAGAGACAGAACUUUUCAAAGAAAAGGAUCACUGCCAGGCGCACUGGAAUUGCUAGUUUGGUCCACAUGAUCUCUCCUGGAGGAAGCCUGUUUAAAAAAUAGUUUCCAUCAUGAGUCAAUCAAUGAGCUCCCACCUCUCCAGCCAGCCUAGAAAGCAAACGAGCUGCCCACAGUUCUCUGCUGUGUCUGGGAGGUUGAGGCCACAGUGUUUGGACUGGUAAGUCAGACAGGCCUCCUCCCCCAAGCUGCUACCUUGCUUUCACAUGUACCUUGGUCCCUGGGCAGCUAGUUAUAAAACAAGAGGGACAGGAACCCAAAAGAGACACUAAGGACAAGAUCACACCAGAGUACAUGUUUCUGUGUUUCUUUUCAGUGUGGUUUUGGACAGGAAUAAAUGAGUGAAUCAUUUGCCAUACAGGUUUUCCAAU
Molecule: messenger RNA, 1833 nt
Organism: Chlorocebus sabaeus (green monkey)
Lineage: Eukaryota; Metazoa; Chordata; Mammalia; Primates; Cercopithecidae
Gene: CYREN
Product: cell cycle regulator of NHEJ
Biological process (GO): double-strand break repair via nonhomologous end joining; negative regulation of double-strand break repair via nonhomologous end joining
Cellular component (GO): nucleus; cytoplasm
Source: RefSeq, a predicted model, not a curated record